AUGUCGAAUGUUGAAUGUACUCAACUAUACGAGAGGAUCAUUGAAGAUGUAAUUCAAGAGUCGAGGCAGGAUUUCGACGACUCCGGCAUCGAUGAGCAGACACUGAUGGAUCUUAGAAAUACUUGGAGAGCGAAAUUAAGUAAAUCUGGGGUGGGUAAGUUUACGUGGGAUCAACAGAGAGAGGAGGAGGAGGUGCAGGAGAAGGCAGCUGAAGCAGCAGCGUCCGCAGCUUCUGCAGCGGCAGCAACUGCCACAACAGCAACAACAGCAAACUCCGGAGUGGGAAUAACACAAGGAGGAGUGAAUAUAGGAGCUGUGGGAGGUACGACAGGCACGGCAUAUACAGGCAUGACUACCAGCACAUUCAGCGGGGGAGCAACGACAGGUACGUCCACAGGAUACAUGAAUUCGGCAGAAUUUGGAGAAACCGGACUGGCAUUACCGAAAUCAGAGCCCAGUACGGCAAAUAUAAUAUUACCUGGUGGAGGAUCGGCGCAGGAUUCCUUGGGGGGACCGCUUGGAGAAUUAGAAGGAAGAGGACCAAAACUUGAGCAGUCCGAUGGAGCGGCCGAUGGAUCCGAUGGACUCGAUGGCACCAAUGGAACCAGUGGAACCGAUCAGUCUUCGGGAUCGGAUGAUUCAGAUCUGGGAUCAGAUCUUGGUAUUGAUUCGGAUGAAAUUAACUCCGAUUUGGACGAUCCUGAAGACGAGGACGACAUCAACUCGGAUGAAGACAACGACGAUCCCGAAGCCAACAUCAUGUUGUGUCUUUAUGACCGUGUUCAGAGAGUGAGAAAUAGAUGGAAGUGUAAUUUAAAGGAUGGAAUUGCCAAUAUCGACGGAAGAGACUACGCUUUCCAAAAGGCUACGGGAGAUUCAGAGUGGUGA
Molecule: messenger RNA, 888 nt
Organism: Brettanomyces nanus
Lineage: Eukaryota; Fungi; Ascomycota; Pichiomycetes; Pichiales; Pichiaceae
Exons: 3
Coding region: 1-888 (295 amino acids)
Biological process (GO): transcription by RNA polymerase II; transcription initiation at RNA polymerase II promoter
Cellular component (GO): transcription factor TFIIA complex
Source: RefSeq, a predicted model, not a curated record